CAACAUCCCUCUAUCAACCACUUCAAACUUCUCUUCCGCCCCAUAUCCCGUGAGGUAUCAGUUGCUUGAUCGCCUCAAGCGUACGCAGUCUGCAUCCCCAAAAGCAUUCCGUUGCCGAACUCCCGUUCCAGCAGCCUUGAGGCGGAACGGCAGGGCUAGGCAGUGAGGAGGCUCUGAAGACCAACCCACAACUUUCCAUCCAACUCUGCAUCCACCAUGUCUAGCCAGAAGCGCAUCACUAAGGAACUCGGUGAACUCACCACCUCUCCUCCCGCCGGAAUCACGGUCGCUUUGGCCGAUGAGGCGAAUCUCUUCCAGUGGAAGGUCACCAUGGAGGGACCAGCUGGAUCGCCGUAUGCUGGUCACCUCUUCAACCUCUCCUUGACUCUCCCACCAAACUACCCCUUCAAACCACCAACUGUGACCUUCACCACCAAGAUCUACCACCCAAACAUCUCCAAUGACUCUCCACCAAACUCCGGCACCAUGUGCUUGGGCAUGUUGAGGGAGUCCGACUGGAAACCUAGCACGAAGAUCGUCGCAGUCUUGGAGUUCGCUCGACAGUUGUUGAAAGAACCCAACCCUGAUGACGCCGUCGAAGGCAAGAUCGCCGACCAGUACCGCAGUGACUAUGCCGCGUAUGAGAAGGAAGCCCGCGAGUGGGUCAAGCGCUAUGCGACGGCCAAGAAAUGAACCCUUCACCACGUUGUGACUUGUCUGUUGCGCAGUCCCGGCCUCAUUCAUGCGGUAUUAGAAUAGGAUACUCUCUUAUCUUUUUUGCAAACGGAAAUUGCGGAAAAUGGGAAAAUCCGAUUCUGGGAUAUGUCAUGUGGGAAAUGAUUGAUGUGGUCACGGAACAUAUCGACAAAGACACACGAGACAAUGAUAAACGACAUGGCGACGGGUGAGGAAUAGAAAGAUCAGAGUACCAGGUGAAGCAGGCGCGAUGACUCUGACACAGAGCUAGCGAGCAGGCAUGCAUCCAUACGGUACGCAUACGCGCACGCACGUAUCACCGACAGCGAUUAUCGGAGGCACAGAAAGGACCACACGAAAGCCGCAAGCGGAUGAGCACUCAGCUCUGAUGCGAAGGCAUCGCCGUGUCUAGCAUACAACAAUAAAAAAAAAUC
Messenger RNA from Cladophialophora immunda, 1130 nucleotides. RefSeq lists its product as uncharacterized. NCBI's taxonomy places the organism in Eukaryota, Fungi, Ascomycota, Eurotiomycetes, Chaetothyriales, Herpotrichiellaceae. The coding region runs from base 217 to 693 and encodes 158 amino acids. The record is from RefSeq and is a predicted model, not a curated record. The transcript has 4 exons.